GUGUUGGAGGCGCGGUCACUAUGAGACGGCGACGAGGGAGGCAGGAGGUGGUGGACGAUGAGGAGGCCCUGCAUAUAAACCGGACCCAUAAAAGAGAUAAAGAGCAGCACUGGACAGUUUCACUCUAGCCUUCUGAUAUCUCACUAGCUGCUACCUCAGCCCUCCGCCCACGGUCAUCCUCAUCCGUGUAGAAAGUCCUCGUAGAACUGUUGCAAGUUAUACAGUGAUGACGGUAUAUCUGAAAACUGUGUGCCCAUAAUAGCAUUGGAUAGCUUAUUUUGUAAACAGAUCGCAGUGCCUUAGUAAAGAGUGUACAGUGUGAAGUUGUGGGUAGAUAAUUCAGAGCAACUUUGUGUUCAAGUAGUUCAAUAGGCAUACGCUAGAUUUGUUACCUAAGGAGUGUGUAAGGGAAAAAUAUAGAAUUUCGUUUCACCGUGACCAUCUACCCCGGCCAACAUGUGUGAGGGCUACCAGAUUCGUUUCGACGUGGCCUUUAAGAAGGAGAACGACACUGUUAUUACAAUUCUGAAGCCUGUCAUCACCAAGUGCCCUGAGGACCCGGGACCUAUCAUCGCCGGAGUCUUCCUCUCAAUCAUCUUCCUCGGAGCCUUCCUCCUCAACCUGAUGGUGGUGGUGACGGUGGCCACCAGUUACACCCUCAAGAGGUUUCUCUACUGCCACCUCCUCAUUAACCUCAGCCUCUCCUGCAUGAUAGACUGUUUCCUCAACCUGAGUAUUGCCAUCGGCUACGUCACCACCGCGCCUUGGAGGUUUGGCUACGGUGUGAGUUACUUUAAUGGCUUUACGAUAAACAUGAUGAAUAGUGAGAUGGCCUUCGCUGUAUUACUGUUGGCUGUUGAUAGAUUAGCUGCAGCCAAGAAGUAUACCUCAUACCUCAACAGUGAGAAGUACAAAUUGGGUGUAGUGAUAGGUGUAACGUGGGUGGUGGCGUUUAUUCUGGCCUCACCCCUGGUGUGUGGUUUCGUACUCAGUAUGCCUUAUAAAAACAGAUACUCGUGUUCUGUCGCUGAUCCAAGAGACGAUUAUUACCUCAUUACGCACCUGUUACUGAUCGUGUGUUUGCCAACGCUUGUGAUGGUGGUGUUAGUGUGUGUGAUCUCAGUGACAUUCCACCGUGAGCGUAAAAAACAAAAGAGAAUCAAAGGUAACCAAACGAUGAGUUAUUUCGACCAAAUUUUGAUGACUCCAUACUUUAGAAACGAGUUCUAUCCGUCAGUGUUUGUGAUUUGUGCAGUGAUAGCGUACGUUAUGCUUUGGCUUCCCUUCACCGGUCUCACCACCAUUAGCCCCAUGAUGACCAAACACUGGGCCAAUGAGACGACCGAAGAUUCUCCCGACGAUGACUUCAGUCGCUUCUUGCCAACAACGAGGAGCAACUUCAGGGUGAGUCGGGCUAUGGUGGACGCGACUCAACUGGAAGCUCUGAAUAGCACCAACGCUACCUUGCCCUCCGACAUGACGCCAGAUAUGACCAACAUAACCAUGGACGAAGGUUUUAUCCCGGAGAUAGUGGACACCCCAGCCUUCGAUACCGUGGCCGUCUGGUUCCGCUUCAUUUUCAACAUUGUUGUGCCAAUUUUAGUGUUUAUCACUCUGAGGGAGGUGAGGACCAAGUGUGAGGCACUCAUCAUGUGCUGCAGACCUAACUCUGUGGACGUGGCCUCGCCCAAACCCUCACGUCCACCCUACAUCAGCAGCCUACCCGGCACUGGGACUGCAGAGAAGAAGGCCGGGGACACCAAGUCACAGAAGAAACAAAAAAAAGACAACAAAAACACCAUCAACUGCAAAACACCGAUCCUCUUCUCGACCUCCGAGGGCCUUCACAUCCGAACAAUUGGGGAUACUUACUUGGACAUGAAGGAAAAUAGAUCAUUGUUACCAUUCAACCGACAAAACAAUGAUCAACCAAAGUUUGUGUACAACCUGUGUGAUGUCAUGCUCGGGUAUGAAGAUCUCACAGACUUCGACGGGCAGUUCCAUAUAGAUGACAGCUACGACUUUGAGGGAGACCCAGAGGCUGAGAACCUGGGUAAAGGUAACGCCGUAGUCAUCGGGGCACAGCGGGCCGCCUUGGGGCAGAAGGGACAAGGCCCUGCUGAGAGCAAUGACGAGGAGGAAGGCACCAACUUCAAUAUUGACUACCGACCACCAACUCCACCCAAAGUUCAGGUCGUGGGCAACGACUCCGCUGUAAACUUCGGCAAUGCCCUAGAGGCGGAGGAUGUCAACAAGCAUAAGAAAGGAAAGAAAGUUAGAUUUGCAACUUUGCUGAAUGAGGAGAUUCCACGCCCACGCUCCGCUGAAAGUUCCAUCCUCAACUCGUCCGCCAACAGCUCUCGUUCCACUGACUCUGGGAUUAUGGCUGAUAACGAACGUAACUCUGCUCAACAAGACAAUGAGAAUCGGAAACCAAGAUUGAAUGUUAACAAUCGACAACAAGCUGCCAAAAAACAGACCAACAAACCUGGAGUAAAGGCCCGCGCUACUCGGAAACCCCCGCCCCCCAAGAAGGUGGGGGCACCUUCCUCCAAAAUUCCUUCCGGGCCCAAGACACCAAAGAAGGUUGUGUCCUCCAAAAUUCGGAAUAUCAAGAGUCGUCACAUGAAUAAUCUCAACUCCUCCCUCACGUCUCUGGAGAAUAAAUCACCGACGAGAGCCAGGAGGUUCUCCAAAGCCAGCACAUAACUCUCCAUGGCGAGUCCUCCACCCAUGGGAGGGGCGCUUGGUAGUUGCUAGGCGAGCGACUACGCCUUCCCCAGGGAUGCACAAGCCGACUACCAUACUUAUUGAAGACUGAACACACUCUUACUGCCAGCGUUCCUACUCAUGCAAGAUGAAUAUAUCUACUCUGUCCAGAAGAAACUAUAUACUGCGCCUUCGUCUUCAUCUAGAAUUUUCUCCAUGUCUAAUACUCCCAUCACUCCGUCAGACGAACUCCCUUCACUCCAUCCACAACACUUGUCACUCUGUCAAAACCCACUCCAGCCCUUAAACCAUUGUUAUGGUUCUCAGCACAACUAUCCACCACUACAGUGACUCGCAUCCACUGCCCUAAGUUUAUCCAUAAUAAUUUUGAGGAGAAAACUUGAAUCCACGUGUGAAAUACAGUAGUUUUAUUUAUUUUUUAUUUGUGGAUACUUAUUUUAUGUCUGAAAUUGUGAUAUAAUGUACAGUAUAGAUAAGGAGAAUUAUUACGCACACUGCUUCCGAGUAUAAAAUUAUACUGAAAUUCACGACGAAAUCUGAAACGUAUUGUCACCAACACAAGUUAACAGAAAUCACAAGUCGGAUUACUGUCAUAUGUGUGAUAAUAAGAAUACUAGUAGAUGACUUUAUUGAAAAAUUAUAUCAGUAUAGUUAGGCGGACAUCGAGGGUUGAUUAACGAAACAACAAAAGAGACACCUACAAAGACACUCACAGAAUUGAAUUAAAUGUGAUAAGUAAAUUGCAUGUCUAACAUAUGUUUAUAUUUAUAAGUAUUUGUAUAUUUAAUAUGAAUUUGGUUAGGGUAAAUUGAUUUAGUAUUUACAUUUUUGUGUUUAGUAAGCGAGUAAUUUGAAUGGGCUGACUGAUUUCCUGUGUAAAGUUAUUGUACUUUCUAGGACUUUACACUGCUGGUAACAGUAUCUAUCAGUCACCACAGAUUAUAUCAAUUAAUAAGGAUAAAUUGAUCCAAUCCCAUUGUAUGGAUAACAUUGAUCGGGUGUACCAAGAAGCUUUAUUCACCAGUAACACUAACCCAAGACUGAAUGUUUGUGUAAUAUUAUUUUAACUUACCUUAUAUAUUUUUCCCGUGAGAAAACACAACAAAGGCUGUGUUGACAUAUCAUUAAAUGUGCAACUAUACUCUGAAAAUAAUGUUGUAACUAGUCAUCCCAGCACACUCACCUGCUCUACAAUUACCAAAUGUGAUACAACACCAAUCAUGAUUUUUAUAUAAUUGAACAUAUAACAGUGUAAGCCUGAAAGCAAAACAAAAAACUAACCGGGCGCAACCGGUAUUUAAUUGUAAAUAGUAAUGCCAAUGCGAAUCUAAUAUUGUACCAGCAUUGUGUUUCUCACUCGCAGUCUCACAAGAAACAUAAUUCAAUCUCAGUACUCAAGAAAACAGGCAACAACACCCAGUCUAUUGCUUAUGUGGUGGAGAGACUUUAGCUGUCAUCAGAGUGACGUGUGUGAUACUGUACAGUAUAUGAGACUCACAAA
Messenger RNA from Homarus americanus (American lobster), 4231 nucleotides. RefSeq lists its product as uncharacterized. Gene Ontology annotation, biological process: G protein-coupled receptor signaling pathway. The record is from RefSeq and is a predicted model, not a curated record. Lineage: Eukaryota; Metazoa; Arthropoda; Malacostraca; Decapoda; Nephropidae. Gene Ontology annotation, molecular function: G protein-coupled receptor activity. The transcript has 2 exons. Gene Ontology annotation, cellular component: membrane. Bases 457 to 2709 code for a protein of 750 amino acids.